Messenger RNA from Drosophila rhopaloa, 945 nucleotides. RefSeq names its product proteasome subunit beta type-5 (gene Prosbeta5R2). Gene Ontology annotation, molecular function: threonine-type endopeptidase activity. Bases 85 to 945 code for a protein of 286 amino acids. The record is from RefSeq and is a predicted model, not a curated record. Gene Ontology annotation, cellular component: proteasome core complex. The transcript has a single exon. NCBI's taxonomy places the organism in Eukaryota, Metazoa, Arthropoda, Insecta, Diptera, Drosophilidae.
CAAAUAAAACAUCACUAUAUUUAUAUAUAAAAAAACACUACACUUUGAACUAAAAUAAUUAAUAGAUCUUUUGUAGUGCUCAUCAUGGCCCUGGAGAAGAUUUGUGGGAUGGAUAAGCCAUCGUUUAUGAGGGGAUUUGGCUCCCUCACCUCCGAACAGACAAUCGAACAAAUCAGACUGGCCUCGAGUAACAUGGAUAAUCCCUGCGCUAUAAUGGCCCCACCAUUUGAGAGACCCCGGGAACGUCUGAAUGAACUGGCAGCCCUGAGUAAUGUACGGAUGGAUUUUGAUCACGGAACCACCACGGUGGGAUUCGUUUACAGAGGUGGCAUUAUCCUGUGUGUGGAUUCCAGGGCCACGUCUGGGAAAUUUAUUGGAUCGCAGAGUAUGCAGAAGGUGGUGCAGGUGAACAAGUAUAUGCUGAGCACCAUGGCAGGUGGGGCAGCGGACUGCAUUUACUGGGACCGAGUUUUGACCAGGGAGAGCAGACUUCACGAGCUGCGCUAUAAGGAGCUAUUAUCAGUCCGAUCCGCUGCCAGAUUUAUUUGCAAUGUGGCAGCGGACUACAAGGGAAUGGGUCUCUGCAUGGGAAUGAUGCUGGCAGGAUGGUCCACCGAAGGUCCCAGUUUGGUUUAUGUGGACUCCGAUGGACUGCGCAUCCACGGAAAAGUCUUUGCCGUGGGAAGUGGUGCCUCGAAUGCCCUGGGAAUCCUAGAUACCGACUACCGCUUUAAUCUCAGCAACGAGGAAGCCUUCGAUCUCGCCUUUCGCGCAGUGUAUCAUGCCACCAUGAGGGAUAUUUUUUCAGGCGGUCUGGUGAGGCUAUAUCACAUGGACCGAAGUACCUGGAGAAAUGUGGCCAACAAAGAUUGCCAGGAGCUGCACGAAAAAUAUUCGAAAAGUGCCAAUAACCAUGUAGUUCUGGACGCUAAACGCAAGGUUUAA